Rubroshorea leprosula is the source of this 1747-nucleotide messenger RNA. Lineage: Eukaryota; Viridiplantae; Streptophyta; Magnoliopsida; Malvales; Dipterocarpaceae. The record is from the annotation of a GenBank genome assembly.
GUUGCAAUUUUGUUCAUAAUUGGGUCUUAAACCCUUUUUAAUCAUUGAGUUCCUCAAAAGUGGAAAAAUGAUUUCUUCACUCGAAUUUCUGACCCAAAAUAGUAGAAAAUGACUAAAAAUGAUGGCUCAUACCCACAUGCCUUUAUUAAUAGUGGUUUGGCCACGGGGGACAACAGAGCCCAGGAAACUAACCCAGAAGAAGAACGAGAAGGUAGGCGUGGAGAGAGGAAGGAGAAGGAUAAGGAAGGGGAUCAGUUGUCACUUUUGACUUUGUUGGUGGUUGCUUUUAGGAAGUCUUUAAUUGGGUGUAGUUUUUCUUCUAGUAAAGAGUUUUGCUCUAUGGAGAUUGGAGUGCCCACCAAUAUCAAGCAUGUUGCCCAUGUGACGUUUGAUAGGUUCAAUGGGUUUCUUGGUUUGCCAGUUGAGUUUGAGCUGGAGGUUCCCAAGAGGGCUCCCAAUGCCAAUACAAUUGUAUUUGGAGUUUCAACAGAAUCUAUGCAGCCUUCAUUUGACUCUAGAGAGAAUAGUGUACCAACAAUACUUUUGCUGAUGCAAAAGCACUUGUAUGCCCAAGGAGGCUUGCAAGUCUUAGUUGAAGGAAUUUUCAGAAGUAACGCUGAGAAUGGCCAGGAAGAGUAUGUAAGGGAACAGUUAAACUUGGGAGUGGUUCCUGAUGACAUAGAUGUGCAUUGCUUGGCAGGUCUUAUCAAGGCCUGGUUUAGAAAACUUCCAAGAGGUGUUUUGGACACUCUUUCAGCAGAGCAGGUGAUGCAAUCCCAGACAGAAGAGGAAUGUGCUAGGCUUGUGAGGCUCCUUUCGCCAACAAAAGCAGCUCUGCUAGAUUGGGCUAUAAAUUUGAUGGCUGAUGUUGCACAAAUGGGGCAUCUGAUCAAAAUGAAUGCACGUAAUAUUGCAAUGCUGUUUGCACCAAACAUGACUCAAGUGAUGAAUUUUCUUACAAUGCUUAUCAUUAAGACACUUAGAGAAAGAGAAGACUCUAUGGUAGAAUCUGCUCUUGCUUCCUACCUAGAGCCUUUUGAUAAGAAUGGGCACCAAAGCUCUUCACAAGUGUAUCCUGAGAAUGCAGUGGAGGAAAUUCACAAUGGAAAUGAAGAAGAAGUAUUUCUCACUGAAGAACCUCCCAUAGAAAGCCCCACUCACUCUACAAGAGAGGAAUCUACAACUAAAGGAAAUUGUCAAGGUCUCCUAAUGUCAAUCAAGAACAUCAUUCCUUUCGGAUAUCAAUGCUUAGUUGAUAAUAGCCCUUGGCAGGUUCUUUCUCAAGUAUCCUCUUUAACAACCAAACUCCAGCAAAGUGGCCUCACAAGUUCAAAAGGCAAGAGCAAAAAAGGUCAAUCUAUUUUGAAGCUCAAGAAGAUAUCUACAAAGGUCAAUGAACGACAUAUAGUUUGUGUAGCUGGAGCUGUAGAGAAUAAUAGCAAGAGAAUGGGGCUUGUAAGUUGCCCAAAUUCUCGGGCAGAGCUUUUUGAAGCUUGAAGAUGAAGGGCAAUGAAGGGUGUUGGGUAGAAAAUGGCAUUCUAAUGUUUCCAUCUGCAGGGGUGGGGAACAAGUGUUUGUGUAAGAUUUCUUGUGUGUUUUUGUACGUUUUUGUGGGUUGAAAUUUGUUUACUUUUGUUUCAUAUUUCCUAACUCCUUCUAACAUUCUCUACUUCCAGGUACAGCUUCUGGUCAACUGAAAUUCCUUAUCCAACUUCCUUGAACAUUAGAAUGAACAGUACACGUUUAA